UUGGAGGAGGGAAUCUCUCUCUGACCACAGGAGCCUGACAAUACAUGGAGUUCAUGGCUGGCUGAACCUGCCCAGCUGGGAUUGCAGAGAGAGGAAUCUGAGGAUGCUGGCCCUGACCUAGGGCUGGAGAUAAAGGGCCUGGGUGGAAGAAGCCAAAGGAAACAGCAGUGACAGAUUGGAGAGGGCAGUACGUGGCUACUGUGCAUAGGGUCCCUGGACUGGAACCCAGAUCAGUGAAUGAGCCACGUUCUGCCACCACCCACUGGUGUAAACCCCACAAAGGGGAUGGGGCUUAUUUGGGACUCUGAACAAAGGGCUAAAUUUAAAGGGCCCAGAGCUGCAGCUGAGGACCUCGGCAAGGGCAAAUAGACUGUUUAUUUACUAGACUCUUUAAUACCCUGGAAGGGUCAUUCAGACUUUGUGAUUCAGCGGGAGGGCCAAGCCACUGAAGGCCAGCAGCCUGCAGGUGGCACCAGGGGUGAGAAAAGGAAGGCAGUACUGCACCCUGCCACUUGGAGGUGCUCAAGAGAAACCCACGAUGUCCACCCUGACACUUCCAGGUUAGAAGUCUGCCUUGGGACGUGCCGCUGCCCUUUUAAACCUGGCCACCCCAGCCCAGAAUGGCUUUGUGCCUCAGCCAAGUUUUCAACAAAGACAAAACCUUUCGCCCCCGUAAGAAAUUCGAGCCCGGCACCCAGCGGUUUGAGCUGUACAAGAAAGCCCAAGCCUCUCUCAAAUCUGGGCUGGAUUUGAAGACUGUGGUCCAGCUGCCUCCUGGGGAGAAUAUCAAUGACUGGAUAGCGGUGCACGUGGUUGACUUCUUCAACAGGAUAAACCUUAUCUAUGGGACGAUGUCGGAGUUCUGCACCGAGAAGAGCUGCCCCAUCAUGUCUGGUGGGCUCAAAUAUGAAUACAGAUGGCAGGAUGAUCACAAGUACAAGAGGCCGACUAAGCUCUCAGCACCCCAGUACAUGUGUAUGCUGAUGGAAUGGAUCGAGAUGCUCAUUAACAAUGAGGACAUUUUUCCUACCAGGAUAGGAGUCCCCUUCCCCAAGAAUUUCCAGCAGGUGUGUACCAAGAUCCUCACCCGCCUUUUCCGAGUCUUCGUCCACGUCUACAUCCACCACUUCGAUAGUAUCAGCAGCAUGGGUGCCGAGGCCCAUGUCAACACUUGCUACAAGCACUUUUACUACUUCAGCAGAGAGUUCAGCCUCAUUGACCACCGGGAGCUGGAGCCUUUGAAAGCCCAAGAAGACAUGAGGAAAGUCGGAUUGAUUGAGACUUGGGCAGAAAGAAAUGACAGAGAGAAUUUGCCACUGAGGUGAUGUCUGCCGAGAAGUCUGUCCUUCUACCCUGGAGCCCACUUGCAAUGGGAUGGAAAUGCGGAAUGCUGGACAAUCUGACUCCGAGCUCUUGCUGUGGAAGGAACAGUGUUUAUAUUAUCCCAGUCUCUGUUACGUGGAUACUUUAUUUUUAGAAACCAUUGGCCAGAACGGGGAUAGGACGUGUGUGUGUGUUGGGGGGGGGGUUUAAAUACAUACCACAGAUUUCAUUCUUAUCCCCAUGAGCCCUAAUCACCCGCUUCUUUAUUCCCCGUCAAUCCCAUCCCCUACACACCUGGUGUGUCCUAAAUUAUGUGGUUUUCCUUUAAUUAUGGCACUGAUGGCUGGAGGGUGAAAUCCCUAGCUAAAUGCUUCAGUGAUUACAUCUGCUCACUGGAUUGUGACCCUAUUUUGAUGACAAUAGACCUCUAAGCAAGUAGUUGUUUUGAGGGUGGGGACAAGGAAGGGGUUUGGAUAAGGCAGGGGUUCAGAUAAUAUAGGGUUUUGGAUAACCAGGAGUUUACUAUACCAGGAUUCUGGCUGCCCCAUGUGCAGGUAUGUGAAGAAAGCUCCUUUUCCACCAUUGCACGCCUGUGCACUAGCAGCCAGGACACAGACACUGGGAAGGAGUUGACUAGCUCACUUUAGAAAUGUUCCUAAAAGGGUAGAGAAACACAUGGGGAAAAAGCACCAAGAAUCACAUUCACCCUGCACCACCCCCCGGCUUCAGCCAGGCGAAGGGGAGCUGCGGAGCAGGGGCGCACACAAUGACUAGCACCAAGAGAACUGAUUUCCUCUGUGCUCUCCAACAGUCAAAUGGAGGUGCUUAUUAUCUGAAUACUGAGCCGGGGGUCUAAUCUCAGUUCUCAUGGCUUCCUUUAGUUGGGCUCUGGAUCUUGUGCUUAAUAAAAACUCCCAGGACCCUGUUUGACAUUCCAGUGAAGUCAGUAGUGUUACACCAGGGAUGAAUUUCACCCACGCACAUCCUGGUCUGUCCAGUGGUGGGUCACUGAGAGCUCUUCCUUCCAAACCCGGAAGGUUGGCUACAAAUACAACCGUGUAACAGGGCUGGGUGAAGUUCAGCUGAUGUGGUUUGUGGUAGGGAAGGAGAAUGGGAUUGUGGGAACCAGAGUCAAUCUGACUAGAGCUGGUCAAAACUGACGAUUGAAACAGUUUUGUACCGAACAAUGGCUUAUUCCUCAAAAUGGAAAUUUCCAUGGGAAUGAUUUCUCCCCCACCUCCUCCUCGAGUAUCCAAAAACUGAAACACUUUGGCCAAAUCCCCCCAUAUCUUCAGUUUUCAAUUGAAAAUUUUUCAGUUUGUUGGCUCUUUAAUCUAGCAGAGGUGUAACAAGAUCCAACGGCUGGUAGUUGUUGCUGGACACGUUUAGAUUGGAAAGAAAGCAUAUAUUUUUAACGGUGAGCAUCAUUAGCCAUUGGACCAGCUUCCUAAGGAUUGCAGUUGGUUCUACAUCACUAGCAAUUCUAAAUUAAGAUCGGAUGUCUUCCUAAAAGAUCUGCUCUGGUUCAAACAGGAAUUAUUUCAGAGAUGUUCUCUGGCCUGUGUUAUACAGGACAUCAGACUAGCUGAUCACAGUGGUCCCUUCUGGCCUCUAAUUGGGGGGUGGGUUGUUGGGUUUUUUUUUUUUUAAAAAAAACCCCAAAACUUUUAAAGGAAAAUGGAGAUGAAAACAGGAUUUUUCAUGGGAACAAAUACCAUCCCCACUAGUUCUGGCUCUGUUUUGGGGGUUGAGCAGAGCCCCAAAACUGACAUCAAAACUCACUCGAAACUGCUGAGUUUUUCAUUCAAUUUUGACGUGAAACCGUAUGAAGCUGUGAGUCUUCCUUCAGCACCUAAAGUAAGCCCCAGCUCCCUCAAAACCAGGUCUGCUUUCCCCAGAAAGCUUUGCAAAUCUCUGGUAAGCCAGGGCUGCAUUUCAAGGGCCUGAUGCUGCGAGAUGAGCAUCCCUAGGCCAAUCUGGGAUGUCUGUGAGCAUUGAGGGCUGACCCACCUCGUGUUCAGGCUCCAAGUCUUUAUCAAAAAUCCAACAACCAGGCAGCUGCAGGUGAUGGCAAGAUUUGCAUGAAGUUUCAUAGUGCUCUUAUCUAGGAGUUUACAAUCUAGUAGCUUCUGGUUUCAGGGCCAAAUUCACUGCGGGGGCAACUCCACUGAAUUCACUGAACGUGGCCCUUUUUGGGUAAAGGAUCAUUAAUGUGUUUACAAUUGCAAUAAAAUAUCGCACCACCAUCCCCAUCCCUACAUUUUCAGGGCCAUGCAAUUCCCACGGACUUCAUGUGGUUAAAACCCCAUGCAGCGCUUUUAGACAUAGUCAUUACAGUCAUGCAUCUCCCUUCUUCCACACUAACCAACCUACCAGUUGCUGCAUCCCCACAGGGACCAUUUUUUCAAGGAGCAAUAUUUCCCCUCUUGUCCCUUAGCGAAGAUAACUUCAUCAGUCUGGGCUAUUCUAAAUGGGUCUUGGAGCAUCAUGUAUAGGUGGCCUUGGUGACACAUGCAUUCCAAUCCGGACAGUGUCAUUUUUGCAGGUAUUGUCAUGGUUUCUUCUCCCUUUGUGUAUAUAAAUAAACGCUUCCUUUGAAAUGCUCUAUGAAGGACUUAGAGCAAAAAUGAAGGACAAAGGAUUUACAGAAAGGAACAAGCGAUGUGGCACCGAAUGAUGAAUCAUCUUCCUGUUACUGCUUCUGGAAGGCUAACAGCAAGCAGCACGUAGGUUUCCCCAUGUUGCUGGGUGGGGGGAUAUUUCACCAGAGAAAUAUGGGUUCUGUGUUGUUUCUAACUCUCUGGGAAUGUUCCAUCAGAGGAAUGUUCUUUGCUUUGGAGACGUUCGUUGCAUGACAAGUAGCGCAUGUCGUGAUACAAAGUGAAGGUGGGAAAUCAUAAUGGGAAAAACCAUCAAUAUUUUUGGACAAGCUCUCUCGGCUUUGAAUGCCUCAGACACUGCUACUGGAUGUGGUCUUAUCGGAAUCAAAUCUUGCACCUUGGAGGAUCUUACCAUUUAAACUCUGAUGGGCUGGUAAAAUCACACGUUAGAAAUUCCCCAUAUCAUGCUUGUAAUACCUACUAAUGAGUGCAGUGUUACACUGGCCUUUGGGCAAGAGGUGAAGUGAUUUCUUGGGUUUUUUGUUUGUUAUAUAUCAAAUGAUCUGAGCCACAGUAUAGUUACAUUUGUGUCUUCCGGCCUUUCUCUGUAGAGGUUUUAUAUGUUAUAUGGCGUCAAUAUUUAUAUUGUGUGCUGUACUGUUUUUUUGCUUAUGAAACUGAAAUGUUAAAGCCAGUAUUCAAGUGCACCAGCAAAUUUGUGUGCUCAAAGCACUUACUUUAUUUUUUAAAUCUUGUAUACCAGAUGUGUAUUUUUUACAUAGAAACAAGAAAGAAAAAAGGAGCAAAAAGGGGGGGAAGUGCCACUCCAAUAUUUUAUGCAUAAAAUAACUGAUAAAAUUCCAAAUGUUCUCAUUUUGUUACGAAUUAAAGAAACAUGAACAAA
Messenger RNA from Dermochelys coriacea (leatherback sea turtle), 4827 nucleotides. It is a transcript of the gene MOB3C, whose product is annotated as MOB kinase activator 3C. Gene Ontology annotation, cellular component: nucleus; cytoplasm. Gene Ontology annotation, molecular function: protein kinase activator activity. The transcript is spliced from 6 exons. Gene Ontology annotation, biological process: positive regulation of protein phosphorylation; signal transduction. Bases 621 to 1325 code for a protein of 234 amino acids. NCBI's taxonomy places the organism in Eukaryota, Metazoa, Chordata, Testudines, Dermochelyidae. The record is from RefSeq and is a predicted model, not a curated record.